Molecule: messenger RNA, 3026 nt
Organism: Etheostoma spectabile (orangethroat darter)
Lineage: Eukaryota; Metazoa; Chordata; Actinopteri; Perciformes; Percidae
Exons: 10
Coding region: 1-1140 (379 amino acids)
Cellular component (GO): plasma membrane
Molecular function (GO): transmembrane signaling receptor activity
Source: RefSeq, a predicted model, not a curated record
AUGGCUGUUCACUUUCUUCUCCUCCUCACUGGACUCACAGGAAUUCACAGCAUAACUACAGUCAGUAAAGUGUCAGUGAAGGCUGGAAGUUCAAUCUCUAUCCCGUGUCUCUAUGGUGUACAAUACACAAACCAUGUAAAAUACUUAUGUAAAGGAUAUUAUUGGCACUCCUGCUCCUAUAUAAUCAAAACAAACCAACAAAGUUCAGGAAGGUUUUUGAUCUCUGACGACAAAACCCGAAGUAUCUUCACCGUGACUAUUCAUAAUCUGACAGAUAAGGAUACUGAUUAUUGGUGUGCUGUGGAGAUUAUUGGAGGGGCAGAUGUCAAAGCGUAUUUUUACCUUUCUGUCACCAGAGAUACAUCACAUCUCUAUGCGGAUCACCAGGAGAUUACAACGUUUAAUGGAGAUAAUAUAACCAUCAAUUGUUACUAUAUUAACACUGGAGAAAUGAAGUGGUGCAGGCUGGGCAGCUCCUGUGUGACGAGGUCGUCUGGAUCAAUAGAUGGAACAAAAGUGACCAUCAGUGAAGGGGGGCCCAGUGUUUUUACUGUGACUAUGAGUGGACUGAGGACAGAGAGCAGCAGCUGGUAUUGGUGUGCCAAAGGAGACUUACAGAUGCCAGUACACGUAACUGUUGGAGAGAGACCACUAGUGCCUACCACUAAUAAAUACUACAAUACUACUACUUUUAUAACCCCCCUUGCAACAAGAAGCCAUUUAACCACCUCAUCACCUGAGCCUGUCAGUGCUUUCGAUCAUCUAAAGCACUUCCUCAUCCCUUUGAGUUUGCUGAUCUUCAUUGUAAUGGUGCUCUUGCUCAUCUGGCUCAUGUUGAAAAGACACAAACAGACCAGAGCAGAUUCAUCUGCUACAACAACGGCACUGGACCUUGGGGGACAAGCCUCCAUUGCUACCCCCUCUCUCUGUAACUCUCUCCCUCAGACUGAAGAGGAAGCAACAUACUGCAAUGUUAGGCACAUGGGAAAAACUUCAGACAAGAGGUCAGAUGAAAAGAGUGAGCUGGAUGGGACGUACAGCUCUGUGGUUAUUGUAGGACAACAAACUCCCAAAAGGGUUGAAGCAAGAGAUGAGGAUGUAACAUAUAGCAUGUUGGCUCAGCAUCAGCAAAACCUGUAACUGUUACCCCUACAUCUUACCCAUCCAUCUAUGACUGGACUUUUAAAUGACACUGCUGCAACGUGUCAUAUGUUCUUUGGUUUUAAAUAAGUUAAAGCUUUUACAUCUUUUUUAGUUUUUUAAAAGGGUUUACACUUCUCCUUUGUUAUAUUUCUCUACAUAGCUGCAAAACAUUUCAAACAAAUACUGACCUGGGCCUAAAUUUUCAAUAGCAUCCUUAAGCUAUGAUUGCAAACUCCAUUUACAAACCUUGAAGGUGAAAUAUGAAAUACUGACAGCUAGCGUUUAAAAUAGUUACUGCACUCCAAAUUCAAAAUACUGGAGAAAGUCGUCUCUCCCAGCCCCUCCUCCCCAGACUUGAAGUUCACAGAGGUUCUGUGCAUAGGUUCAGUCUGAGACCCCAGCAUCCACAACAAUGUUGCUAGACACUUGUCUUAUAUAGACAGACAUUACUUCACAGCACAGCAGAGUAGCUAUCGUUGGAUGCUCGCUGUAUUGACAGUCAUAAAAACCUGUGCUCAUGCUCUCUACCCGAAACACAUAGAAUUAUGUUAGGAACCGCUAAAUGCCCCACAACCUCGCUGUCCUCUCCACCCGACUGACAGUUACUUUCUUUGCUUUUCUUUUCGACGGACUGAACAUACUUUAUUGGCUUAGAAUUACGGCAACAAUUGCUAAACACACUGCAAACUCACGGGCCUCUCUUCACGAUUUCCAGCCCCUCUUUCUUGGCUUAAAAUAACUCACUGUUGUUGACUGCAGCUACUGAACAGGCUACACGUUAUGAACAGGUGUUAAAUCUUAGAGCAGACAAAAGUUGACAUAUCGGCAAUAACAACAGCAUGUCUUUGAUCACAAAGCUAUAAUACAGUUUAGUUUUGUAAAAGUGGUCAUGUUAAUGUUAUUUAAUGUCGCUCAUAAAAUCCGUUUAAAAAGGGGACGUAACAGAUAUGCCAAGUGCAUGAGAAAAACCUCAGACGAGGUAACUAAACAAUUUAAACCAUUUAAUGUAAUACACAAGCUUGCUAAAGUAAUCCAUUUAAUAUUAAAAUAUAUACCAGUGAUGAACUGAAACAUAUUUAAAAUGAAUCAAAAAUGGAAACAUUCAUCUGUGUGUUCUUCUUUACCCAGAUGUCUAAUAAGGUUUACAGGUUGAAGUGUCAAUAGCAAGACCCCAAAUUACUACCAAUACUGCCCACUGGUGUUUGAAUGUGCAUGUAUGUUUAUCUGACGAGCAGGUGGCACCUUGUAUGAAAGCCUCAGCCACCAGUGCAUGAAUGUGUUAGUGAAUUGGGCCUGUAGUCUUUAUAUUGCUUUGAGUAGUAGUUAAGACUAGAAAAGUGCCAUGUGUGAUAUGGAAGGAAUAUGAAGUUAUGUGGUUAAAGCAACAGACAAAGGGGAAAUAUUAAGAUACCUUAUCCCAGACGUUCAGUAUUUUCUGAAGACCAUUUUGUUGGUGUCUCACCAAGUCAAAAUGGUACCCUUUAAUUGUCACUUAUUUUUUCUUCCAAACUGGUUUCAUUUUUGCUUGCUUGGAAAAAUGAUUUGCUCUUCCUUGCUCAUUUUAAUUUUGACAGAUUCAUUUUUACAACAGGGCUUUGGAAGUCUUUAAGCGUAUCUCCAAUAGCCGUAUACUUGGGUUUACUGCUCUCACUUAUUAGGCAUACAUUCACAAUACGAUCCUGGUUUUCCUAUACUUUUCCUACCUAUUUUCAGGAUGUUUAUAAAAUCAUAUUAUAUAGCCUACUAGCCACGUGUUUUGGGUUUUCUUUUUCUGUAUAUACCAUAUAGGCUACUCUUGUAAUUAAAAAAAAUGUACAGUAAUUGCAUGUUUGGCGAAUAAGUCAUUGAAAGUCAUUUGUAACUGAAUAAAGAUAAAUUUGCAU